This is a messenger RNA of Pelmatolapia mariae (spotted tilapia), 1143 nucleotides long. RefSeq lists its product as uncharacterized. Bases 1 to 1143 code for a protein of 380 amino acids. The record is from RefSeq and is a predicted model, not a curated record. Gene Ontology annotation, cellular component: extracellular region. The transcript is spliced from 10 exons. Gene Ontology annotation, biological process: response to exogenous dsRNA; defense response. NCBI's taxonomy places the organism in Eukaryota, Metazoa, Chordata, Actinopteri, Cichliformes, Cichlidae. Gene Ontology annotation, molecular function: cytokine receptor binding.
AUGAUGAUGAGGAUUUUCUUUGCUUGCCUGUUUCUCGCUCUGUUCACUGCAGGCUCCUCGUUGAGCUGCAAAUGGAUGGAUCAUAAAUUCAGACAGCACAACGAAGAGACUCUGAAUCUACUUGAUACCAUGGCUAAUAACUCCACUAACACCACUGAAGUGGAGGUCACUGUGGUCUUCUCCAAUCACCUGUACCGCCAGGUGUCCAAAUCAUCAGCUGAGGAUAAACUGGCUUUCACAGUUCAGGUUCUGGAGGAGGUGGCUGCCCUGUUUGAGGAGGAUCACAGCUCUGCAUCAUGGGAGGACAGCACAGUGAGGAACUUUCUCAAUAUUGUCAACAAACAGGCCAAAGAGCUUCACAUCUGUGUAAGUUCACUUUCACUGUAUUUCAAGACAGAAAUGUAUUUCAAAAGACUUUCAGAUGGUGUCCUAAAGAAAAAGGGUCACAGUGCUGAAACCUGGGAGGUGGUCAGGAAGGAAACCAAAGCCCAUCUCAUGACAGCAGAACCGCUGGCUUCAUCUUUGUAUGCUCCAUCAGAACACCGAGAGACAUCCGAGUUUGCUUCAAACAAAGGAAGUUUAUACCUUUUAAAAAUGAUGAACAGGAUUCUCUUUGCUUGCCUGUUUCUCGCUCUGUCCACUGAAGGCUCCUCGCUAAGCUGCAGAUGGAUGGAUCAUAAAUUCAGACAGCACAACGAAGAAACUCUGAAUCUACUUGAUACCAUGGUUAAAAGCUCCACUAACACCACUGAAGUGGAGGUCACCGUGGCCUUCCCUAAUCACCUGUACCGCCAGGUGUCCAAAUCAUCAGCUGAGGAUAAACUGGCUUUCACAGUUCAGAUUCUGGAGGAGGUGGCUGCCCUGUUUGAGGAGGAUCACAGCUCUGCAUCAUGGGAGGACAGCACAGUGAGGAACUUUCUCAAUAUUGUCAACAAACAGGCUGAAGAGCUUCACUCCUGUAUUGGGAGCCACGGUCACAAGAAGAAAACCACAAAGCUGCACAUGUACUUUAAGAGACUCUCACAUCAUAUCCUAAAGGAAAUGGGUCACAGUGCUGAAGCCUGGGAGGUGAUCAGGCAAGAAACCAAAGCCCAUCUAAUGAGAGCAGAACAGCUUGCUUCAUCUUUGCACACUGCCCACUAA